Trichoderma atroviride IMI 206040 is the source of this 1419-nucleotide messenger RNA. RefSeq lists its product as uncharacterized. Gene Ontology annotation, molecular function: chondroitin hydrolase activity. The record is from RefSeq and is a predicted model, not a curated record. NCBI's taxonomy places the organism in Eukaryota, Fungi, Ascomycota, Sordariomycetes, Hypocreales, Hypocreaceae. Gene Ontology annotation, biological process: polysaccharide catabolic process.
AUGGCCUCUUCUACCGAUUUAUCGCGGGAUAGCUCGCAGGAUGGGCUAUCGCGGAACCGCAGCCAAGAUAGCCCGCCUACGCCAUCCUCCGUAUUGUCCGCUACCGAUGCAGCAACCACGGCAAGCAAGACAUUUCCUCGCCACCAACUUGCAGUUGAACUUUCUGGGCUGUAUUCUGAGGUCAUCGCAGCGAAGCUGUGGAAGGUAGCUGAAGAAUACUUGGAGGAUGGUAAAGCUCCAUCUCAAUACCCUGAGUGGGUUCCAGAAGAUGGAGAGACUUCAGGGCAUUACAAUACCAAGGAGGUCAAUUUUUGGACGUGCGGCUUUUUCCCUGGGAGCUUGUACUGCAUUCUAGAAAGAUACGUCAAAUAUCCGCAGUAUCUACCUUUACCAGGCAUUGAUCGCCUAGAGUUUCAUGCAAAGUUGCUCGCUCUGUGUCGCACUUGGGCCGCUCCUCUUCACCAAAUGGCCAAGAGAACAAACACGCACGAUCUUGGAUUCAUAGUCCAGCCUGCUUUACGGCAAGACUGGGAGCUGACGGGUAACUAUGACAGCCGUGCUUCUGUAAUGACCGCCGCAGGUUACUUGGCAUCUCGAUAUGAUGACAGAAUGAAGGCGGUUAGGAGCUGGGAUAAAUCUGUCAGCACAAGAUAUAACAUUACGGAUAAGGACUCCAAUUUCCUCGUCAUCGUGGACAGCAUGUGCAAUAUGGAUCUCCUAUUUUAUGCUGGGCACCACUCGUCAAACCAGCGGCUGAUAGAUAUUGCCACAAACCACGCCCAUUUUGUCAGGCGGAAUCUAAUUCGAAAUAACGACUCUACGUGGCAUGUCGUCAAUUUUGAUCCGCGCGAUGGAUCUCUAAAGACAAAACAUACUCAUCAAGGAUACAGCGACGAUUCGACAUGGUCAAGGGGUCAAGCAUGGACCAUACUCGGCUUCACGCAAACAUACAUCUGGACAAAGGAACAGAUAUUCUUAGAUACGGCUAUUCGCCUCGCAGAGCACUUCCUUGAGCGUCUACGCAGCGCAAAACACGCAUAUCCUUUUGUUCCCCUUUGGGACUUUGAUGCGCCCAUGGGUGAUAAGCCGCUACGCGACUCUUCUGCCGGCAUGAUUGCCGCCAAUGGUCUUCUCCUACUCCAUCAAAUUCUAGGAGAGGGGUCAAACUAUCUGAGCGAUGCUUUGCGCAUUGCAAGGGAAACUAUUGAUAUGUGUCAAGCAACGGAUCCGGCACGACUUGUCGCAGAUGCCGACUCCAAGAUCAAGGCCGAAGGAGUGACAUUUGACUGCAUCUUAAAACACGCAACAGCAAAUAACAAUGAAUAUGCUUUAGUGAGAUACAGUGACCAUGGUCUGGUCUAUGCUGAUUAUUACUUUCUGGAGUUUGGAAACAAGUUGUUGAGAAUGGGCAUGGUUUAG